UGGAUGCUUACAGUUAUAUUUUGCGUGUACUAUGUGCAGCGAGCUUAUGACGAUGAUGAUCGCCAUUCGGUCUUUAGCAAACACGAUCACCCUAUGAACCUUCCUCUAGACACUGUAACAUGCGCAACCAACUUUUCUUUAUCUGGCACUUUGAAAGAGAACUUGGAGAAAAUCGCCAACCUUUCUUUUGCUGGAGCCCAGCCAUACUUAGAAAACCUCGGUCUCAUAUCGAGUCCGAAGAAACCAAGCAUGCAGUUUCCGGUGAUUGCAACCGCCGCUAGUUCCCAAUUCUUCCUACUGUCUCAGGGUCUGGUGAAAAGCAUAUCGGAUAAAAUAGUUCCAGCUUUUAGGGACGUUAAAAUCAUCUACUAUGAUAUAGGCCUGACGUCAGAGGACUUGCUAUUGUUGAGGCGGAACUGCAAGCGCUGCGAGAUUCGAAACUUCCCAUUCGACCGAGUUCCAGCACACGUUUCCAACCUUCACACGUACGCCUUCAAGGUGAUCAUCAUCAAUCAAUUGUACCAGGAGUUUGGAUAUGUUUGGUGGGUUGACUCCUCCAUCCGGUUCAUCACGGACGAGUUUGCACUUCCAUUGAAAUACGUGCGAGAAAACGGCAUAUUGUUUUUCACGUAUGACGGCAACGUAAACGUGGCAUAUCAUACACACUUGCAGACGUUCAAAUAUUUCUCUGAAGACCCGUGUGUGUUCAAAAAUAUAGGAGAAAUCGAGGCCGGGAACCUGGUGUUCAGGAAAAGUAAUGUGGCUGAUAUUGUUCUACGUCAGUGGGCCUCGUGCGCAUUGGUGGAAGGAUGCAUUUCACCUGCGAAUAGCAAACGAUUUUGCGAAAGAAGCGCAGACGAAAUGGACGAUUCAUUAAUUGGCCACUGUCACAGAUUUGACCAAUCAGCACUUAGUAUAUUAUUACGCCGACUCUUUCACAAACGGAACGACUAUCCGCUUGUAGAAGAACCUUUCAAGUUGGUUAUGGUACAACGAAAGCAUGGAAUACCGUACUUUGUUUAACCAACAUUUGCUGAGCUAUAAGAGUCGCUUGACUUCUUACUGUAAAUUAUAUGAAUUAAAACAUUCCUUUGGUG
Messenger RNA from Dreissena polymorpha, 1097 nucleotides. RefSeq lists its product as uncharacterized. NCBI's taxonomy places the organism in Eukaryota, Metazoa, Mollusca, Bivalvia, Myida, Dreissenidae. Bases 4 to 1023 code for a protein of 339 amino acids. The record is from RefSeq and is a predicted model, not a curated record. The transcript is spliced from 4 exons.